Messenger RNA from Eruca vesicaria subsp. sativa (arugula), 3110 nucleotides. Lineage: Eukaryota; Viridiplantae; Streptophyta; Magnoliopsida; Brassicales; Brassicaceae. The record is from the annotation of a GenBank genome assembly.
AACAAAACGAAAAACAGAGAGAAGAGAGAAAAAAAGUAAAAAAAAAUUAAAACAAAAGAAAAAGUUUGUGCUCUCUCUCUCUCUCCAUAGAUUUCUACACAGAGCCAUCUCCGAACCUCCAACACACCUUUCAUCGGAUCUGACUUCUUCCCGAAAACCCACAAUCUGAUUCUUCGAAAUCUUCAAAAAAAAAAAAAAACACGCUUUAAUCCCCCAACAAAGUUUCCAUCUUUGACUUCCACAAAUUCCCCCAAAAACACAAAGUCUGCGCCUUUUGUCUCUGUUUGAUCGAAUUCUCCGGCGAAGGAAUUUUCCGAUGGGAAUGCCUUCGCUGGCUUCUUCUUCUCCAAACAACCAACCAUGAGCAACCACCACCACAACGAAGAAGAGGAAGAAGAUGAAUGCUUCCACGACUCUCUUGAUCGCAUAACCUCUUCUUGCUCCUGCUCCGCUUCAAACUCCGAUUACGACUCCGAAUCCUCCCCUCGCAUCUCCUCCUCCUCCUCCGCUCAUGACCCGGAGGAGCCACGCCGUCGUUACCCAUUCCCCGUCCCGAAGUUUCCAAUGGCUGCUUCUGCUUCUUCAAGGUUCGACCUUUGGAUCUCGGAGCCAGCUUCCGUCUCCGAGAGACGCUCUAAGCUUUUAACCGAAUUGGGUCUCUCCCGCGGCGAACCGGUUCACUCCCGGUUAAAACCGGUUUCCGAUUCUGGACCCUCCUCCUCUGACGUUUUUUCUCGAUCCAUCUCGUGUAAUCAGUUGGUUGGGAGAGAUCAUGGAGAGUGCUCAGAAACUGUCGGCGGCUUUGCUUUGAGAUCGAAGUCAGAUAUUUCGGUUAGCCAAUGUUCUUGUUUAGACUCUAAGCUUUCACAUUGCAAUGUGGGGACAGUUAGUGCUGAUUCGUCAAUGCGGUUAGAAGGGAGUUCUGAUUGUGUGUUGAGAGGGUGUAGUGAGAGUGUAGAAGUGUGUACUAUUAAGAAUCUAGACAACGGGAAGAAGUUUGUGGUUAACGAGAUUCAAGAAGACGGUACAUGGAAACAGGUGAAAGAAGUUGGGACUGAUACGCAGAUGACAAUGGAGGAGUUUGAGAUGUCUGUAGGACAAUCUCCCAUUGUUCAGGAGCUUAUGAGAAGACAAAACGUUGAGGAUUCUGAUAAAAACAACGCAACAACGAAAGCUAAAGAUGAUGAAGAGGGUAAGGAUAGUAAUAAUAACAAUACAUCAAAGUCUAAGAAGAAAGGAAGUUGGUUUAAGAGCAUAAAGAGUGUUGCGAGUAGCAUGACUGGUGGUCAUAGCAAAGAGAGACGAAGCAGUGAUGAUAAAGAUACAUCAUCAGAGAGAGGUGGUCGGAGGUCAAGCUCAGCUACAGAUGAUUCUCAGGAAUCUUCUUCUUUUCAUGGACCGGAGAGAGUUAGGGUUAAACAGUAUGGGAAAUCGUCUAAGGAGCUCACGGCGAUGUACAAGACGCAGGAGAUUCAAGCGCAUAACGGUUCUAUUUGGAGUAUUAAGUUUAGUUUGGAUGGUAAGUAUCUUGCUAGUGCUGGUGAGGAUUGUAUUAUUCAUGUUUGGCAAGUUGUUGAGGCUGAGAAGAGAGGAGAGUUGUUACUGGAUAGACCGGAGCUGUUGCUUUUGGGUAGUAAUGGUUCGCCAGAAGCAACUACUAUGUCACCGAGGAGAAGAGGGAGGACUUCUGUGAGUAGGAAGUCGUUGAGUUUAGAGAAUAUAUAUGUUCCAGAUUCUGUUUUUGGGCUCUCGGAUAAACCGUUUUGUUCGUUUCAUGGACAUUUGGAUGAUGUGCUUGACCUUGCUUGGUCCAAGUCUCAGCAUUUGCUGUCUGCAUCAAUGGAUAAAACAGUUCGUUUGUGGAGCUUGUCUAGCCACACUUGCUUGAAAGUAUUUUCGCACAGUGAUUACGUGACUUGCAUUCAGUUUAAUCCGGUUGAUGAUAGAUACUUCAUCAGCGGUUCUUUAGAUGCAAAAGUUCGCGUCUGGAGCAUUCCAGAUCGGCAAGUAGUUGACUGGUAUGAUCUUCAUGAGAUGGUCACUUCUGCCUGUUACACUCCAGACGGUCAGGGUGCGUUGGUUGGUUCAUACAAAGGUAGCUGUCGUCUUUACAGUGCAACAGACAACAAGCUGCAACAGAAAAGCCAGAUAAAUUUACAGAACAAGAAGAAGAAAGCUCAUCAAAAAAAGAUAACUGGUUUUCAGUUUGUGCCUGGAAGCUCAUCUGAAGUACUAGUCACAUCUUCUGACUCUCGAAUCCGCGUUGUUGAUGGAACUGAUUUAGUUACCAAACUUAAAGGGUUUCGAAACACGAGCAGCCAAAUCUCUGCCUCAAUAACAGCAGAUGGGAAGUACGUAGUAUCCGCAAGCGAGGAUUCAAACGUGUACAUAUGGAAGUACGAAUCCCCUGCUUCUCGACCAAGCAAGAGUAACCACAACCACAACCACAAGAACGUCACAGUUACAAACUCAUACGAGCAUUUCCACUGCCAAGACGUUUCUGCAGCCAUCUCAUGGCCCGGAAUACCCUCAACAGAGUCUUGGGGAGCCACCACCCAAAACACCAACAACAACUUUGACGAAGUCUCCACAGCUAACCAUCCACCCACACCUGUAGACCAGCCAGGGACGACUCUGGACCGACUCAACAGUCCAAGAAACGGGAUCAUUUCGAGCGCAACGAACGGAUACUUUUUCGAUAGAAUGUCAGCGACUUGGCCUGAGGAGAAACUGAUGUUUGGGAGGAACAGAAGUGGGAACCGUCUGAGUACGGAUUUGUCUAACUCAGGGAACGUGUCUGCUUCUUGGGGGAUGGUGAUUGUCACUGCGGGUUUGAGAGGAGAGAUUAGAGCGUUUCAGAACUUUGGUUUGCCCAUAAGGAUUUGAUAUUAUAUAAAAAAAAAAAAAAGAUAAAAAAAGUGUACAGAGUGGUGGUAAAGAAAAAAAAAAAAUCGAGUGAGGUUUGUAAUAUUACUAGCGAGCUUUUUUUUUUCUUCAUUCGAUUUUUUUUUUUUAAUUGUUUACAAGAACAUCGAGAGAACAGAGAGGGAGAAGUAUACUGAUCUUUUGUAGAGUUUACAGACACGAAACAGCUGUUGCUUUCGUUGACC